Molecule: messenger RNA, 884 nt
Organism: Drosophila arizonae
Lineage: Eukaryota; Metazoa; Arthropoda; Insecta; Diptera; Drosophilidae
Gene: Jhbp1
Product: Juvenile hormone binding protein 1
Biological process (GO): multicellular organismal reproductive process
Source: RefSeq, a predicted model, not a curated record
GUUCGCAGCUGCGCGUAGUUGGACGUCCACCAAGAGUCGAGAUUCAUAAUUAUUGAUAUAGUUCGAGUGUGCAGCGCUGAGUGGUGUAACGUGCUAAUCGUAUCUAUCUUCGACUGAAUAACAAACACAUAAAUAUGCUCAGAUACUUGUGCAUUGUAGCAGCUGUUGCUCAGUUGAUCGCUUUCUCACAGGCCGAGACGCCCGCGUACAUCAAACAAUGCCGUCGCGACGAUCCCAAGCUCGGCGAUUGUAUCAGCGCUGGACUGGAGCACCUGAGACCCUAUCUGGCCAGCGGCAUACCAGAGAUCGAGCUGCCUUCCGUGGAGCCUUUCAAGAUGGAUUCGCUGGCUCUGCAGCUGACCGAGGGACCGCAAGGCUAUAAGAUUACGCUCAAGAACAUGGAAGCCUUCGGUGCCAGCAACUAUCAGGUCAAGUCGCUGAAGCUCGGCGAGAACGGCGGUGAGCCGUUCAAGGCAACCAUUUUCAUGCCCAAGCUGAAGAUCGAGGCAAAGUACACCAGCUCCGGUGUGCUGCUGAUCAUACCCGCCUCCGGCGGUGGCGAAUUCCAUGCCACAUUUGAUGGCGUCAAUGCCGAACUGACCGGCAAGACGUCCUUGCGCGGUAAGUACUUGCAUGUGGAUUCGCUGAGUCUGGUCUUGGAUGUGGACAAGGUCAAUAUGAGCAUCUCGCGCGCCUUCAACAACAAUCGCAUCUUAUUGGAGGCCACCAAUCUCUUCCUGCGCGACAACUCGCAAAUUGUGCUGGAGGCCAUGCAGGCGCAGCUCCAAAAGAAGUUGGCCAAUGAAUUCGGAAAGUUGGCUAACCAGCUGCUUAAGAACGUUCCUGUUGACCAGUUCUACGUGAAUUAGGCUACCUAGAAUAAG